Messenger RNA from Musa acuminata AAA Group (dessert banana), 354 nucleotides. Its product is annotated as protein SUPPRESSOR OF GENE SILENCING 3 homolog. The transcript has 2 exons. Gene Ontology annotation, biological process: regulatory ncRNA-mediated gene silencing; defense response to virus. NCBI's taxonomy places the organism in Eukaryota, Viridiplantae, Streptophyta, Magnoliopsida, Zingiberales, Musaceae. The coding region runs from base 1 to 354 and encodes 117 amino acids. The record is from RefSeq and is a predicted model, not a curated record.
AUGGACAACCAAGAGAGAUUUCUCAAGGAACAAAUGGACAAGAUGACUAAAGAGAAAGAGAGGAAUUUUGAGAAGCAGCUGCAGGAGGAGCGUGCAAAGGCAAAAGAUUCAGAUCAGAGGUUCAGGAACGAAGAGAUCGAAAGGUUCAUCAAUAGCCAAGUUAAAGAGGUGGAGAAAUUUGAGGCAGACAGAGAGAAGCUGAAGCAUGCACAUGAGCAGAAGAAGUUGGAACUGAAGAAGAGACGUCAAGCAGAGAAAGUCGAGCUGGCGAAGGAGUUGGAUGCUGCGCUGACAAAGUUGAUGGAGAAAUACACUCCUGCUGGUUUCCAUGCCUCCUCCACCAGUAGCUCUUAG